Messenger RNA from Auanema sp. JU1783, 1143 nucleotides. NCBI's taxonomy places the organism in Eukaryota, Metazoa, Nematoda, Chromadorea, Rhabditida, Rhabditidae. The record is from the annotation of a GenBank genome assembly.
AUGAACUCGUCAAUGUUUGAUGGCUUAAAAGAUGAAACUGUCUGGAUUUCGGACUUCAUCCUCACUUCAACGAAGCACAACAGCACUCACUGGGAUUUAGUUUCUUAUUUAUUUGGAGUAAACGAUUCAUAUGGAUCGAUUGCUUUAUAUGUCGUUUAUGGUUUGAGUAUCAUCAUCAACUCGUCCUUACUUUACUCCAUACAUCGUCAACCAUAUCGUAAACGUAGUAUGAAAGUCAAAUUACUUGUAGCCACCUUGUUAACAACAUUAUUAGUUUGGUCAUUCCUCUUUACAGCUAUUCUUACCUAUUUACAAAUCUUUGACCCAAAUUCGACUAUCGAUGCAAAACAUUCGGAAGUGCGAAUCGAAUUCACAAUUACCAAGGACUGGCCAUUGAUUGAAGGAUUAUGGACGUUGUUGCUUCAUCAGAUGAUCAACAACCUUCUAUCGGUCAUAUCCCUCCUUCUACUAACUAUAGCAUUCGAUCGAUACCUUAACCUCUUUCAUAACUAUUCACCAUUCAUCGAUAACAUUUUUGUGAAAAUAUGUUUGGUGGUCUUUCCAUUCAUUCUCACAUGGACUGUACUCGAUUACAACACGAUUACCUUCGUUCUCACUCCAGAAAUUGCUUUAUUCUGCAGGCUAUUUUUACUGCUCUGCCCAUCGUUCCUUAACUUCCUAUUCAGUCUAAUCAGUUGUAUUCGUCCAUUAUGUGCAGCUUCAACGGCUGUGUUCGAAUCUCGAAUGACGUCAUCACUUAGCAGGGGAUUACCUCUUCUGGUAUUGUUCCAGUCUUGUCUUGAUAUAUUCUCAAGAACAUCUCUAUUUGUGUUAUUGUUAGAAACGAAUUUCGAGUUCGUCAUUGUAACCGGUAGCCAGUCGGGAGAUCAGGUGUUAUCCGAAGUAUUGGAAUGGUCACAAUGGAGUUCAUUUUGGUUGAUUCAUACAAUGCCAUUGUAUUUCCCAUUGCUAUUGUUACUAUUUGUAAGACAUUAUAGAAUAUUGUUAUCUAACUGGUUAGGCAGAAUCUGGUCUGUUCUAUGUUGUUCUCGUGAUGAUUAUGUGGAUUAUAACACGGAAACAAUGAGAACCAUCAUGGCUCAACGACAGAAAUAUAAUCAUAUGAUGUCUUCAAUUCAUUAA